AUGGGCGGCUCGGCAGCCGCUGUGAUGCAUGGACUGUCGGGCCCUGCGGUGGCCCUGGUGGACCAUGAGUUUGACGCUGAAGUUUCCAGAAAACAAUUGUCUGGUCCUACAUUUUCCAAGCAGAAGAAAGGAGUCAGUCAUAUCCAUCAAAACGACCAGUGGCCAUCAGCCCGCUGCAGCCAUCGAUCCGGGCCCCGGCCUCUCCGCACGCCCAGCGCCACCCGGCUCCUAGCUGUCUCGCUAAAGGUCAGUGCGCCCCUGCGCAUUUCCUGGGCUGCCUUUGGGGGGCAGUCUGAUGCCGAGGAUUUCGGGUGUUGGGGAAACAAGACGUGCUCGCCUAACAAAGACUCAAUCUACAAAGGCUGCAUAAACAAAACAGUGAUUACAUUUGAACUGGAGUGCCGCAAGUUUACUUCGGUGUGUAAAAUAUCACCCCGGAAGCCGGAGGACGGGGCCCUGGUGGGCACAGAGAAAGUCUGGGGACGCCGCAGAGGCCGGCUGUCCUGUCGGGGACAAGUGGGAGGGACAGUGUUCCUUCCCCAAGCUGUCCAGGGUGGUGCCCCCUCUCUGCCCGCGCCCCCCAGGACGGUACAUGUUCUGAGAUGGACAGGUAUUUCAGGCCGCGGUGCAAGAGAGACCGAGGAGAGCAGAGACAUUCCGAGCAAGUAUGAAAUGAGAUGGGGAGUUAAUGAGGUGGAGACACAGCGAGGCGAUUCCAGAUGGCAGGAGAGGCGUCUGCGCCCCGAGGUGUGGGGCGGUGGAGCCGGGCAGUGGCCGGAUAGGGGCUGGCAGGCCUGCGCUGGGGCCCGAGAAGCCGUCUCCAGGUCCCACAGAAUGAGAGGCCAGAGCUCGGGCAGCCGGACAUCACUGGAUGCUGCCUGGGACCUCCUUUACUGUGUUUUCCACCCAGAGAGAAACCCCUCCAGCUGGGGGAUGCAAACACCCUGCAGACCCAGGCACCACGGCAUUGGUGCCCGGCAUCGCUGGAGCCAUGCCCUUGACGCUCCACGGAAGCGAUACACGUCUAAGAGAAUGGUGACCUCGACCCUGUCCUCCUCCAGCACCGUGUUCCCAGCUGGCGCAGGGCCUGGCUGCUAUGCAGAUGCCCCUUGA
This is a messenger RNA of Rangifer tarandus platyrhynchus (Svalbard reindeer), 1113 nucleotides long. Lineage: Eukaryota; Metazoa; Chordata; Mammalia; Artiodactyla; Cervidae. The record is from the annotation of a GenBank genome assembly.